CGAGAGUUGGCUUACAUGCAAUUUGUUGACCCUUCCGGACAGUGGUCGAUUUCAAGAGCUCGUGUAUGCGUCUGACUGAGAUCGAGCUGAAAUGGUAUAAAUCGGUUUGAUUGGAUUAGUCAACUGACCUCCUUCCGGCUGGCUUACAAUCUUAUCCAUAGCCUCUAUUCCUUUUUUCUUUUCUUUUCCGUUCGCCGGUGCAAGCUUGGAAUAGUGGCCAAGUGUUCUAUGCACAUAUCGAAUCAAUCUUUGUAUCCUACGUAAUACUCCAAAUCAAGCUCUCCCCGCUAAAAUAAAUAUUUAAAUGGUUACUCAACUCGAUCACCAGUACAUAGAACAAUGAUGAUAUCAUAAUAAGAGUCUGCUGUUGAUCAAGCCAGCUGAUCUCCGAUCCUUCCAGCAGAGUACUCUUUAACCCUUCCCACCUCGCCCCUCUUGACUGCUUUCUUCCUCCCCUCCUCCCAACAACUAUCCUCAGCAGAACAAUAAGCUAAUAAUACUCCCUCCAUCCUCAAGAUCUCCUCGGUGUCUUACUGCUCCACCGAAUCAGACAUCCUUCAUCACCUUUUGUGUUUCCGCGGUAUUACUCUAUAUUCCUGAUAGCCUGUCGACCACCAUGUCUACUGCUACCCCCGCUCACCAUCAAAGUCUUCUACACAGGCUCAUUCUUCCUGUGAUCUACUCCUUUGUCUUCUUACUCUCGGUGAUUCAAUUCAUCAUUACUGCCGUCCUGGUCCAUGAUUAUGAGAUCAUGGAUAUCCUACCAUAGCAUCCGUGACAGACUACGUUUUCUCCUGUUCACCUCGUGCUGGUGCUUGCUUUUCAUACCGAUCUACCUUUUCGCCAACUUGAGACUUCCCGGUCAAGCCCUCUCUUCCGUCUUGUCGAACGUCGGCUUCAUCUCGUUGACGUGGCUCUUUUGGUUAUGCGGAGCUGCCUCCUGGACCGACGCCUUGGGCGGAACCUUACACUGCGGCGAUCUCUUCCUCAGAAAUCAAGUUAUCGACGUCAGCAUCCCUUACUGUGGGUCUUUGAGGGCUGUUCAGGCGUUUGCUUGGAUGAUAUGGCUCCUCUUCUCGGCUGCAUUGUUGUAUAUCUCCACCGUGGCAUUCCAGGCGAAGUCUCACCCGACCGGUCUGAAGGGCCCGAUGCGCGAAGUUCCCGCGCCCACCUCCGCCGCAUAAUCAACUUCAAGCUUCCUUCAACGUACCGCUUGGCACGUUUUUUUACUCAUCUCAUUUUCUCUCGGGCACAGUAAACUCCACAAGAAGAGGCGUUUGUAGCUUCGAGGCAAGCGUAAAUCACUUAAAAACCAUGUUGUAAACCACCAAACAUGACCGUGUUGUUCAAAAAUCGAUUUCUUCUCGCUUUGUAAAUCACCUUUCAAGUAUUUGUGAAUUUUAUUCUGCUGGCAAUAGGCUUCCUGAAGGAAAGCAUAUCCACACUUCCAUUACUCCUCUUCCGCAGAUAUUGACUGAGGAAGUUGGCUGCAAAUAGCACUUAUCCACCCUCAAUCGUCAAUGGGGGGGAGGGCGAGACUUAC
Messenger RNA from Puccinia graminis f. sp. tritici CRL 75-36-700-3, 1543 nucleotides. RefSeq lists its product as uncharacterized. The record is from RefSeq and is a predicted model, not a curated record. NCBI's taxonomy places the organism in Eukaryota, Fungi, Basidiomycota, Pucciniomycetes, Pucciniales, Pucciniaceae. Gene Ontology annotation, cellular component: membrane. The transcript has 3 exons. The coding region runs from base 738 to 1184 and encodes 148 amino acids.